AUAAUACAAUAUAACAAUACUGAUAACGAGAUUACUUUGUUAUUCAAGCUUAACGGUUUUUCUUAUUAAAAAGUUAACACAGACUAUAUGUAAAUGUAGUUUAGUAAGCUAUUCAACUGUCUUUCAAAAUGGCUAAAUUUGUCGUUGAAUUUUCACCUCCCGUCAAGACAAAUUCUCAAAUUAAUGACUGUAAAGAUGUCGAAAAUUAUCGAAUGAUUUUAGCACCAUUUCAAAAACAAACCCAAGUAGAAUUUUCUAACAUUAAACUUAAAGAAACAGCAGUCAGGUGUCUGACAGUAGUUAAUCCACUUGAUAAAUCAGGACAGUUUGUGUUACCUCCUUCUAGUGAUGGAAUAUACUUUGAUAUAUUUGAAUUUUCAUUAGGCCCUAAUCAGUGCCGUGAUAUUAUGAUUACUUGGAAUCCAUCACAAUAUGGAAAUAUACGCAAGUCGAUCAAAAUCGAGCAGAAAGACUGUAACAAGAAAUAUGAGUUUGUUAUAUUAGGAAAUUGUAUUUAUCCUCCAGGCAAAACAUCCAAGACUGUUGCUUCCAAUUAUUUAAAACCAAAAUUAUCAAACAUUUCAAAAAAAAUUGUAAAUUAUGGGCAAGCAAAUAAUUCUGUUAUUAAAAACAAAAUCAUCAAGGAAAAUUCAAAUCAAAUACCUGAAGUAAAAUCUAAUUUUCAUACAAAUAAUACAUAUGAAGAAGAUUCACUACAAUCACAGAUUAGAAGACAAACAUUUUUAGUGGGUGAAAAAGAAAAUUAUCCAGUUUCCAAAAAAAAUAUAUUAGGACGUGAUACAAUCUUAACGAGCCCUGAACAUAGUAUUAAACGUCCAGAUCCACAACGCCAAGAUCAUUGUUUUAAUAGUCAUUUUAACAUUCAGAAUAAAAGCUCAAGUCCAAUGAGUGAUGAUUCAUUAGACAAACCUUUAAAAAUUGUAUCUACACGAUCCCCAUUUAGUGAUUUGUGUUUUACCCCAUUAAAAAAUACUAAAAAUAUAAUGUCUCCAUUUACUACUUCAAAAUGUACUCAAAAUGAUAAUGAUAUACAACAAUUAAGUUUUGAUAUUCAAGAUGGAGCAUCAGCAUCUACAUCAUUAAAUUCUUCAUUUGGUUUUAAGCCAAUAGAAACUUCAACUGUUGCUAAAAUAUAUUCACCAGAAGAAAGAAAGCCAACCAGAGUAUCUGUAAAUCUUUUAAAUGUUUAUGAUAAAACCGCUGAAGAUGAAGAACCUGCAAGUACUACUUACAUAAAAGAUAAAAUUACCCAAGAAUUAAAUUUAACUCCACCUUUUUCUAGUAUAACAAAAAUUAACACAGGUUCAACAUCUUAUAAUAUGAGUUACCGUUCAAUGGUAACAUGCAGUGGUGUUAAACCCAAAAGACCAUCAUUUGCUAUUAAGAAUUCUCCCUACUAUAAAUGUAGUCCUAAGUCAACUGCAAUUACUAAAACUAAACUAAAACAAUAUAGUAAUAGUCCAAUUAGAGCAUCUCGAAUGAAAAUACCAAAUCUUGACAAGUGUGAUCAGUAUUUAAAAUGUCUGGCAAAUCCAGAAUUAGUGUAUCAUAAUAAUGCCGAAGAUCCAUUUUUAAAAAUGUCCCAAUAUUAUGAAACUGAAUGGCUGAAUCGUCAAGAAUCUGAUAUGAUUCGUUGGCUUAAUGCUCUUUUAACACCAACAGAAAAUUUAGUAGAUGAAGAUCAUUCUGGUGAUUUAGAGCAAGCUGCUAUGGCUUGGGUAGAAGCAUCUAAAGAUUCUCAUAAAAAUAAACCUAUGCAAUUGGCAACGCAAAAAGAUUUAUUUGUUGCACAAAUUUAUAGACAAUCUCCUCAACAAUGGAGUGCUUUACGAAAAGCUACAUCAAAUCUUUGUACUUCUCAAAGAAUAGCAACUGUAUUAUCAAAAUUAACAAUUUCAAUUGAGAAAGAUCUAAUUACAGUGAGAGAUGAUCGUCAAAUUCAUUUAGAUUUGAGUUUAAAAAAAAAGAUAAUUGAUUUACUCAAAUGUUAUAACCCUUUAUGGUUUCGUAUUGGUUUGGAAGCUAUAUAUGGACAAAUUGUACCUGUUAAAGUAGGUUCAACUGAUUUAGAUGGAGUAGGAUGGUUUAUUCGGAAAAAUUUAUUUAAUAAUGAUUAUGUGAAGAAAAAAUUUACCAAAACCACUGUUCUUCAAGUUAAUCUUCCAUCAUUCAAUAUUGCCAUGAAAAAGUUUAUUUUGCGUAAAAUACUCAUGCUCAUAUAUUUUUUGGAUUGUGCGAAAGAACAACAUUUAAUACGGCAUAACCCAUGUUUAUUUAAACUGGAUUCACCUUACAAAAGCAGUUAUGAUUUUCUUAUGGCAUUCUGUGCUGAUCUGGUAACAGCUCACGGUGAUAUAGUUCGUCGUCUACGUAACAUUGGUUAUAUUUUAACUCAUAAACAAACACAUUUAGAUGAGGUUAAUUAUGCUGUUAAAUCUUUGAAUGAUUUACGAGAUGGUACUAGAAUUACCAAAGUAGUGGAAAUUUUAUUUAAAGGUGAUCCAUUAUCACAAAAAUUACGUUUACCAGCUAUUUCAAAACUACAAAAAAUUCAUAAUGUAAAUUUAGCGAUACAAAGAAUUUUACAACACAUAACAAUUGAAGGUAAUAUAAGUACUCGAGAUAUUGUUAAUGGCCAUAGAGAAAAAAUUCUGUCUCUUUUUUGGCAAAUAAUUUAUAAAUAUCUAACUCCAAAAUAUAAUAAAGCUGCUGAAAAAAUCCAAAAUUGGUGGCGUAACAGUAGUUUAAAAUUGGUCAUUUUAAAAAGAAUAAGAGCAAAACGAAUUGCUAAACGUCACAUGGCUGCUAUCAUAAUACAGUCACAUGCUCGUGGAUUUAUAACAAGAAAAAAGUGGUCAAUUCUUAGGCCUCAAUUAGUAAGUAAUAGAGAAAAAUUACAUAUGGCUUCUACUACUAUAAAACGUUAUUUACAAAAAAAAUUAAAAUUUCUAACUGAAGAAAGAAAAAAUUUCAUUAUUUUAAGAAGAACUACUAUAUUUAUACAAAGUAAAUUUAGAGCUUACAUUGCUAUGAAAAAAGCUAAAGAAUUUUACUUAAAAACAAAACUCUCUGUAAUUAUCAUUCAAAAAGUUUUUCGUGGUUUUCUUAUAAGAAAAAAUUGGCUUAUGAUUAAAUAUAAUCUAAAUCAGGAAAAACAAAAAAGAACUAACGCUAUUAAUGUAAUAAAACGAGUUUUAAGAAAGAACUUACCAUUUACUGAUGAAAGAAUUAAUUAUCAGAAAUUGACACAUUUUACAAUAUGUAUUCAGAGACGUUUUAGAAAUAAUUUCAUGAUGAAAAAACAAAGAAAACAAUAUUUAAUUCUUAAACACACUGCAAUUGUUGUACAACAAAGAUAUAGAGCUAACUGUGCUAUGAAACAACAAAUAAAUCAAUAUUUAACUCUUAAACACGCUGCAAUUGUUGUACAACAAAGAUAUAGAGCUAACUGUGCUAUGAAACAACAAAGAAAAAUAUAUUUACUGUUACUAGUAAACAUAGUUCAAAUUCAAAGUUAUGCAAGAGGUUAUAUAUUUAGAAAACAAUGGCCAGUUAUAAAAGAAAAAUUAGAAAUCAAUAGACAACAUUUAGCUAAAUGUAGUAACAUUAUCAAAAAAGCGUUAAGGAAAAAUCUUCCUCUUACAAAUGAAUAUAAAUAUUUCACAAAAUUAAAAAAAUUUACAAUUGUGAUACAAAAACAAUAUAGGAUGAAAAAACAAUUAAAGGAAUACACAUUGUUAAAAAGUUCUGUUGUUAUUAUUCAGAAAAAGUUUAGAGCCAAUCAGGCUAUGAAACUGCAAAAGCAAAUAUAUAUUAAAACUAAAACUAUGACAAUAAAAUUACAAUCAUUAAUACGUGGAUAUUUAGUGCGUAAAAAUUGGCCUGAAACUAAGUGUAAUCUACUGGUUGAAAAAACAAAGCUAGUGAAUGCUAGUAAUAAAAUUAAAAAAUUUCUUCGGAGAUCCUUACCAUCUACUAAAGAGAGAAUACACUAUCAGAAAUUGACACAUUUUACAAUAUGCAUUCAGAGACGUUUUAGGACUAAUUUCAUGAUGAAAAAACAAAGAAAUCAAUAUUUAACUCUUAAACACGCUGCAAUUGUUGUACAACAAAGAUAUAGAGCUAACUGUGCUAUGAAACAACAAAGAAAAAUAUAUUUACUGUUACUAGUAAACAUAGUUCAAAUUCAAAGUUAUGCAAGAGGUUAUAUAUUUAGAAAACAAUGGCCAGUUAUAAAAGAAAAAUUAGAAAUCAAUAGACAACAUUUAGCUAAAUGUAGUAACAUUAUCAAAAAAGCGUUAAGGAAAAAUCUUCCUCUUACAAAUGAAUAUAAAUAUUUCACAAAAUUAAAAAAAUUUACAAUUGUGAUACAAAAACAAUAUAGGAUGAAAAAACAAUUAAAGGAAUACACAUUGUUAAAAAGUUCUGUUGUUAUUAUUCAGAAAAAGUUUAGAGCCAAUCAGGCUAUGAAACUGCAAAAGCAAAUAUAUAUUAAAACUAAAACUAUGACAAUAAAAUUACAAUCAUUAAUACGUGGAUAUUUAGUGCGUAAAAAUUGGCCUGAAACUAAGUGUAAUCUACUGGUUGAAAAAACAAAGCUAGUGAAUGCUAGUAAUAAAAUUAAAAAAUUUCUUCGGAGAUCCUUACCAUCUACUAAAGAUAGAAUAAAGUACUUGGAACUAAGAAAAAGUGUUAUGAAAAUUCAAUCUUUAUACCGUGCUAAUGUUCUAAUGAAACAACAUGAAAGAGAAUAUUUGUUACUCAAAGAUAGUGUUGUUACUGUCCAAAGGCAUUUUAGAGCUCAAAAAGCAAUGAAAAUUCAAAAAUCUAACUAUUCUUCCAUGAUAAAAUCUAUUAUUGUCCUACAGUCGCUUACUAGAGGAUACUUAGUUCGAAAACAAUGGCCAGAAAUAAAGAUUACUUUAGAAUCUUAUCAGAACAAUGUUAUUGAGGAACAAGAGUGUAAAAAGUGGUUAGCAGCCCAUGCAUUUCUUGUUAAAACGGAAAUUGAAAUGCGAGCUACUAUCAAAUUGCAAAAUUGGACUAGAAAUGUGUUAAUCCGUAAGUGCUUCCAGAAAAAGAAUGUUGCUGCUGUUAAAAUUCAGGCGGCUAUUCGUGGAUUUUUGGUUAGAAAGAACUUUCCACAACUCAUUAACAAACUACAAAUUGAAAAACUAUCCUAUGCCGCCACCAUUAUUCAGUCAGCUUGGAGAGGUUAUUGUAUACGUAAAAAAUACAAUUGUAGAAGAGAAACAAUUCGUUUUCCUAAACGAGGAGCUUUAACACUAGGUAGACGACAUCAUGAUGUGGAAGAUGUUCUGAGAAAACAAAAACGGAAUGAAUAUUCAUAUAAAGAGCUAGCUGCUGUUUUCUGGACUCUUGAAUUGUGUACAUCACUUUCAAAAGAGCUGUGUAUUAAAACAGCUGAAGGUACAAUUGUUGAUUAUAUUUUUCAUUUUCUACAAUAUUCCAAUCAAUCUCAACCUAGCAUAGAAGCUAGAGAACCUGCUAUACGCGUACUUACUAAUUUAUUGCGUUACCAUGAAACUUCUUGGCAUAUUUGGAGGAAAACAAUUAGAGCUGACAUGAUAAAAGAAUUAAUUAAAAUGAUGAAGACAAGCUGUGGAAAAAUCGGUGCUAGUAAAUUGUAUUGUUCAAUUGCUACUUGGCUUUGGAUUGCCAUGCAAGAUCCAGAAAAGAAAAAAAUUAUUCAAAAUAUUUCUAUUACUGCGAUAGACUUUAAAUUUAUGAUAGGCGUAUUAAAUAGAAAAUAUAAGACUCGAAAACUUGAUAAGAAAUUUAUGGUGUUACCAUCAUUAAAGCCGACAUGGAAUAUUGGUUCUAUAUGUCAAAAAUGUUUUGAAUCUGACCUUUAUGCUACAACUCAAAUUUGCAAACUAUUAAAUGUAAAGUGAUUUUUAAUAUUUUUCUAUUAUCCUAUAUAUUUUAUUUCUUUACGUUUUAUUAUUUUAUAAAAAAAGUUUUACUAGUUAUAACUGUUUAAAAUUUGUUGUGUGUAAUUAUAAAUAUUGAUUUAAA
Molecule: messenger RNA, 6060 nt
Organism: Daktulosphaira vitifoliae (grape phylloxera)
Lineage: Eukaryota; Metazoa; Arthropoda; Insecta; Hemiptera; Phylloxeridae
Gene: asp
Product: protein abnormal spindle
Exons: 15
Coding region: 129-5936 (1935 amino acids)
Biological process (GO): establishment of meiotic spindle localization; spindle organization; mitotic cell cycle
Cellular component (GO): spindle pole
Molecular function (GO): protein binding
Source: RefSeq, a predicted model, not a curated record